UCAUCUUCUAGUCUUCGUCCCCUUGGAUUACUUUUGAUAGCUAUCACUACUUCACAAGAUCCAGAAACAAUCGCAGCAUGCUCAUAACACAGAAGAAGCCCAUCAGUCUCCUGAACUCAGAGAAUAAGAUCGAGCUAGUCUAUCUGGAACACAAAAUGCACAUUGUAGCUGAUACUUACGUUGUUCUGAACGAGAUUAGCAGAUGCCGUCUAGGAUCAGUUCACCUCGCCACCCAUGUUAAGAACAGAUCGGUGGUCGCUAUUAAGUUCGUUCCUACAAACGUGGUACAGUGCUUCAACAACGAGACCGUUCUUCAGAAGAUAUUCUGCAAUCGGAAACAGGAUCAGAUUGACCUGACUGUAGGGAAGUUGCCCGCUGAGUUUGUGUAUGGAACUGUUUGUCAGUCUCCAGAGACAAUACGGUACGAUGGCUGCUACGUUGACCAGGGUUGUUGGGCUAUGGUUAUGGAGUUUCCAGAGGGUUACUCAGUUCUCAGAGACUACGUUAUCUCCCACGGUCCUCUGGACCUCCCUUCGCUUUACAAGUUAGCAAGACAGCUAGCUACAGCUCUGAACACUUGUGUAGUAAACGGAGUGGACCACCGAGACCUGUCCCAGGAGAACAUCCUCUACAACCCAGCGACAAAGCAGAUCAAACUAGUGGGAUUCGGUCAUGCUACCUCGCUAUCUCACAGCAAGGAACCUUAUAAAGCACCUAAAGACAGCAGUAACCUGCCCCCGGAAGCUAAGAAAUACGGAGUUUGUAGUCCUCUUCAGACUCUAGUCUGGAAGUUCGGUUCAGUCCUGCAUUACUGCAUGGUGGGAGCAGGCAGACUCAGCAGACUAAGUGGGGGAAGUAGCAGCCCUCCAUCUCUCUCUUCCAGCAAUAAUCCCGUAGAGUUCAUCAUUCGGAGGUGCUUAGAUAAGGAUCCAAGGACCAGGAUCCUGUUUAGCAACCUUCAGAAACACAUCCACCAACACUUGUGAUGAUAGAAUGGAAUAGAGUUGUGAAGUUUAGUCUUUCACAGAACUGCUGGAUUCUAGAAUUGUGAUGUUAUU
Molecule: messenger RNA, 1058 nt
Organism: Bolinopsis microptera
Lineage: Eukaryota; Metazoa; Ctenophora; Tentaculata; Lobata; Bolinopsidae
Exons: 8
Coding region: 78-986 (302 amino acids)
Biological process (GO): protein autophosphorylation
Cellular component (GO): cytoplasm
Molecular function (GO): ATP binding; protein serine/threonine kinase activity
Source: RefSeq, a predicted model, not a curated record